This is a messenger RNA of Achroia grisella, 1870 nucleotides long. RefSeq lists its product as uncharacterized. The record is from RefSeq and is a predicted model, not a curated record. NCBI's taxonomy places the organism in Eukaryota, Metazoa, Arthropoda, Insecta, Lepidoptera, Pyralidae. The transcript has 15 exons. The coding region runs from base 41 to 1870 and encodes 609 amino acids.
UUGUGGAUUAUAAACUGUAUUUUUGUAAAUUAAUUGAAAAAUGGCACGCAAAGGCCAGGUUUCAAUACAGGAUAGUGUAGAAAACAAUGAAGAAUUCGAGGCAUAUCUACAAGUACAUUUUAAACAAUUAAUCUGUAUGGAAGUAUAUUCUGAUUUCUGUGGCUACUGCCUAGCUACUGGUAACGCAGUGAGGAAAGGAAAACUAGAAAUAGGACUAGAGCGCGUAGCCAUGGUAAAGGCACUGGCUGACAACAUUGACCCUUUGUCGCGUUUCAAGUAUAAAAGCGAACCGGUAUUCUUAUUCCUAUCGAAAGGAAAGUUAACUAGAGCUAUGUUUGGUGCAAAUGGCAUAGAACUCUGUCGCAUAAUAGAAGAGGAAUUGGGAUUAAUGCACAGGGAGACGGAAACAGGAAUAGAACGGCCCAAGUUAAAUAUUGAUGAGAUGUUGCCUGAAGAAGCGCAAAAAAUGCAAGAAGAUCUAAAGAUAGAAGAAGAAUGCCGUGACACAGUGGAACGUCUCCGAGUCUUGACUCUGGCCGCUCGCAAGAAAAGAGUCUGCGAGAGGCUCUCCAGGCACGUGAAGCGACUCAACUUCAUACUGUUCUGGCCACACUGCCAUCAAGCACACUACGACCUGUAUGAGAAAUGGGAUAUUAUCAACAUACAAGUGGGAGCAAAAGAGAUUUUGCAACUAACAGAAGCAACCGCAAAGGAAGCCCUGUAUAUGAGCGACGUGGAUCCAAACGAAGCGUGUCUACAUGCACUUCUCAAAGGAGAAGUCUUGGUUGUACUUUUCAAGAUGUUCGACACGGAUAAUCGAGACUUUGUUAAACUACUAAGACACGCUGUUUACCAAGAGAUACCGGUGCCGAAAGAGGAUGUCCCACCGGAGAAACAAGUGCCUCCUAUACCAGCAUACGAAAGAUAUGCUACCAUCAGCAAAACUGCUAGAGAAGUCCGCCGCGACAGAUACGAGGCCAAAUUACAGAAACUACGCGAAGAAAAAGAAGAAAGAGAUCGACUGGCAGCCGAACAGGCACGCCUUGCUCGAGAAGCAGAAGAAGAAAGACAAAGACUGGAGAAGCAACGACAAGAAGAGGAACGAAUGGCUAGAAUACAGGCUGGGUUGCCUGCCGAGCUAGAACCAGAAGUAACAGCAGAAGACAUUGAAGGUGAAGAAACUGAGAAUGUUCAAGCCGAAGCUGUGGAAGAAGCUGAAGAAGAACAAGAAAAGGUUGAAGAAGAAGAAGAGUUUCAUUCUGAUGUAUCCAUGGAAGACGAGGAGUACAUUCCGCCGGGGGGUCUAUUCGUUCCUGGACUGUAUAGUCCCGCCAACGAGCUCGCAAAGGCCAACGGAUUAUCCUUCUUUUUUUCUAAAUUGGUUCAAGAUAUGGCACCAAUAGAAACGGAACACUUGCCUCCGCACGUGCUGGUGAUGUUCACUGUGGACAAACGAUACGACGUGCAGGAUAUAAUCCACCAGUUCCCUCACGAAAUACUCGCAACUGGCUUGUUCGUUGGUGAAGACCCAUACACUGCUGAGCAUGUUGCAUACAGCAUAAAACAAUAUGAUAAAAUGGAAAGAUUGAGGAAGCAUAAGGACCGUUUAGCUCUCAUGGUGUCAAGAAAACGCAGUCUUCCUCUACUGCAACUGGCUGGGUUAAAUCCUUGUUACAUCAGUAGUGACGUGGUCUCUGGUGAAAGAGACUGUCUCACACUUUUUCCCGUCGGAUAUGGAGAUGACUUUGAAGAAGAAAUUAGCAUCAAAGAAGAGGAAGUACAGGAAGAAGAACGGAUACAACAAGCAGAACAAGAGCCGGAUGUUGUGGACGAGCAGAAAGAGGACGAAGAUGAUGAAGACGAAGAUUAA